This is a messenger RNA of Polyodon spathula (Mississippi paddlefish), 4492 nucleotides long. Its product is annotated as glucoside xylosyltransferase 2-like. The record is from RefSeq and is a predicted model, not a curated record. Gene Ontology annotation, molecular function: UDP-xylosyltransferase activity. Lineage: Eukaryota; Metazoa; Chordata; Actinopteri; Acipenseriformes; Polyodontidae. The transcript has 7 exons. Gene Ontology annotation, biological process: protein O-linked glycosylation via N-acetylgalactosamine. The coding region runs from base 131 to 1456 and encodes 441 amino acids.
UCAGUGUUAGCCUGCACAAUGCAACGGGAGAUAAAAUACUCAUAAAUGUGAAGUCUGUGUUUAAUUUCCAACCCACAGCCAUGAAGGAAGACUCUGACGUACUUCCACGGGACCGGAGCCGUUUUUCAAGAUGAGAAUUCACUGCAAGAUUGUAGCGAUCAUUCUCUGUUUUGGAGUUUUGCUACUUUUGUAUCAUUUUGUAAGGAAUGCUGCGGGUGAGCCGCCUUUGAAACAAGUUGCAAAGGGAAAGUAUUUGCAAACUUCCUCUGGUUUGGGAAACGUUGUUUCUGUUGAGUUGGCACAAAACCCCCGUCCAGUGGCUCAGGUUUCACAAAAACAGCCACGUCUGAACAGAAAAUCAAGUAAACUACCAAAGAGAAGAGGGAGUAAUCAUGCAAACCCAAGGAGACCCAUUAAACCAAAGCCUCCCCGUAAGCCAGUUUCUGAGGAAUGGAUGCAUCUGGCCGUGGUGGCCUGUGGGGAUCGUGUGGACGAGACAUUGACCAUGCUGAAAUCAGCUCUUCUCUUCAGCAUCAAGAAGAUCAAAUUUCACAUAUUUGCUGAGGAUUCCCUAAAGCCACAGUUUGAAAAGGGGCUGAACAAGUGGCCUCAUCCAUUUACGUUAAAGUUUCAGUACAGCAUCUACUCAAUCACGUUUUCAGUGGGGAAUGCCCAGGAAUGGAAAAAAUUAUUCAAACCUUGUGCAGCACAACGGCUUUUUCUUCCGGUGAUCCUGAAGGAGGUGGAUUCUCUGCUGUAUGUGGACACUGACGUUCUCUUCCUGAGACCAAUGGACGACAUUUGGAGCUUUCUCAAAGAGUUCAAUACAACUCAGCUAGCAGCAAUGGCACCCGAACAUGAAAUACCGAAGAUUGGUUGGUAUAGUCGAUUCGCACGUCACCCUUUUUAUGGAAAGACUGGGGUGAAUUCGGGGGUGAUGCUGAUGAAUCUCACUCGGAUAAGAAACACCCUGUUUAAGAAUAGCAUGAUCCCGAGUGGGCUGGCCUGGGAGGAUCUCCUGCACCCUCUGUAUCAAAAAUACAAGAAUCAUAUCACCUGGGGAGACCAGGACUUGUUGAAUAUCAUAUUCCAUUAUAAUCCAGAGUGCCUUUAUUCAUUCCCCUGUCAGUGGAACUACAGACCAGACCACUGUAUGUACGGCAGUAACUGCGCUGGGGCAGAGGAAGAAGGAGUGUCCAUCCUCCAUGGAAACCGUGGGGUUUACCAUGACGACAAACAGCCAGCCUUCAAAGCUGUGUAUGAGGCAAUACAUGAUUAUCCUUUUGAAGAUAAUUUGUUCCAGUCGAUGUUCUAUCCUCUCCAAACAAAGUUUCUAGAAACUGUGAAUACGUUGUGUGGUCGGAUUCCACAGGUGUUUCUGAAACAGGUUGAGAAGACAAUGAGGAAAGUUUAUGAGCAACGUGUAAUUGUCCACCUGAAACACCCUCAGAACUGAAGGAAACUUUCCAGACUUUUCUACACAAACUGCAAGCAAUUGCAAAGGCAUGUUGUUUUUAAAGCCUGCAAAUGACAAUGCCUGCUUGAAGCUCAGAAUGGAACCACUUAGUCCUCACUUUCCCAGAGAGGAACUCAAAUUGAGUGCAAUAUGAAGAAGCCGAAAAACUGAUUUUGUCAGCCCUUUAGCACAAAAUCAGUAUUAUCUUUUUUUUUUUUUUUUUUUUUUUUUUUUUCCCUGAUAUGGCGUAAAUUGUAUGCAAGUCGUACAACAAAUUGGUUUUAUUUUCAGAGAGAUGUGCCAAGGCAAGGUAAUAUAAGCAAUCAGCAUUUUGUAGACCUGAAAAUGUAUUUAAAAGCAGUCCAUCUUAAUAGCACUGUACGGGCCUUAAGAGCUUUACCACAGAUGUACAGAGAAUGGUGCAAGCAACAUAGUUAGUUCAUAAGACUGACAAACAAGUGUUUUAUUAAAUAAAUACAUUGAUUAUUCUUUGCAAUUGAGCUACACUGCCAGAUUUGGUAAUAGAGCACAAUAGUGUAACUGUAGAGUGUAAACAGCCGACAUCUGCUAAUAACUCAACAGGUUAACUAUCUCUGCUGUACACUUGAAUUCAUCUCAUUACAUAAUCUUUAAAAAUGGCAGCUUUUUGUAUUCCAUUGCUGGUAAAAUUGAUGGGUCUUGCUUUGCUGAUGCAUGUAUUUCAUGAAAGAACAAGGAAUACCUCAGGAAAUUGUGUUUGGAAUUUGAUGUAAUUUUAAUUACAUAGUGAAGCUGCCACCCGUUGCAUGAAACUAUUGAGGCUCUGUCCUCAAAACACCAAAAAAACCUAAAAUACAAUCACAUACAAGAAGCCCACUGUAUACAAUUGUAACAUAAGAAGUUUAGAUCUGCUUUAACUGGUGCUAAUUAAGUGAUAGAGAAGAUGCAUAAUUCAUACCUAAUACAUAUGGUGCCACUACUAGAGUAUACACUUUUUUUUAGCGUGUGGGGUAAAAAUGGCAACAUUCUGCAGCUACUUUAAAACUAGCUGUGUGCAAUUUAAAAAUGUUUAUGAAAUACUAUGCUUAGGAAUCAGACAGAAAAUCAUAUUUAACCUAAUGGUAGCUACUGUGUUCAAAUAGCUUACUUUUAGUCUUUGCGAAAUGUGUGCAAAGACUGCAGUUUAAUGAACAAAUUUGCAGAAUAAUUUGAAAUAUUCUACUUAGGCAAGGAUACAUGGUCAGAUCCAGUGGAAAACCAAUAAUAAUAAUAAACGCCUAUUUUCCCACUACACUGUGGCAUUUUCACUCUCUCAAAACCAUGCCACAAAUAUGUGCUAUGGUAGUAUUGUGCAUUGCAUGGCUGAUGCUGUCACAGUGGAGUGAGAACACAAAGCCAUCAGUGUUGUGGAAACAAAGACAUUUCAAAACAAGGCCCAAGUGUUCCAGCUGAAACUUUGUACAAUGCAGACUCUUUUAAAAGUGUUAUAUCUUUUAAGCUGCUUUGGUAAAAAUAUCUUAACAAAGCUUCCCUGAUUUGAAAUUGAUAUUUUAAUAGCACAUGUAAAUAUUGUGUGAUAUUUGUUUACAUGGACUUAGGAGUGGUCUUAUUUGUUGUUGAUAAACAACCACAAUUGGUGUUGUUCAGAGAGAUCAUUGUCCUGGACAAACUAAAAUACUGCAGACUGUUUCUUGUCCGUCUCAGCCAAUCAAUUUGCAAAAUUUACAAACAUUUCAGUCUUUGAAAACCAUUGACUGACACCGGUAUAUCUAUGUUCAAAUUAUGCAUACUAAGCAGCUGGAACCUUUGUUAUUGCUACUUUGAUCAUGCAUCAUUAAACAUUUUUGUCAAAUGGUCUGUGGGGCAUGACAAAGACAUUUUUGCUAUACAAUUAGUGGCAGCAGCAUUGCAGUCUUAUCAAAGGAAAACUUCUAUUCUGUAAAAAUACAGUUGCUUUCCUGACUGUGUCAUACAGCUUUAAACCAGAUUCAGACAUUAGUUCCUUUAUAUUUGUGCAGUAAAAUCACUGAUCUUAAACAAUUUUAGGACAUUGGUGAUCACAAUUAUUGGUAGGUGUUAUGAAUAGGGAUAUAGGGGUAUGCAUAGUUGCAGCAGCUUGCAUAUUAGUAAGCAGCUAAUAACACCUACAGUCUUUUUUUCUGGAUUGUUUCUUUAAUGCUGGUCUAUGAUGUGUUUGCAAAAUAUAUAUUAAUUUUUAAUGUAUUACUUAAUAUUAUGAUUUAUUUCCAGUGAACGUCGCAUACAGGAUUAUCUUAAACACACAUGUUGAAAAUAUCAUCUCAAAGUGAUUUCUGUAAAAUGUGUAACUGAACAAAAAAAAGACUGAUUAGCUGUAACAGAGUUUGAAGACGUUGCUUUUCAUGGUAAGUUGUCCCCACAGCUAAAGCUACGUUGUUAAAAUGUAAACAAACUGGACUGUCAGCAGCUUGACUUUCUAGUAGACGCUGGGCAUAAUAAAAUACAGGGGGAAUUAGAACACAUCUCUGAAUAUCACUUAAUGUUUGGAGCAGUGUUCGUAACAAUUUAGUAAUAGUUGAAAGAAUAUGAACAUCUCUAAUGGACAUCAAAAUAUGCCAAUAAAUAGUUCUUGUGUAUUUAAAAAAAAAAAAAAAAACUAUUGAAGGAUUAAUGUAAAAUAAAUCUAUAUAAAAUGUAUGAAAUAGCCUGAAGCACAGUGUUAAGAAUGUAGAAUAACUAGUACUAUGUAGUUCGCUUGUUCUGCUGCCUAAAAGGAGUGCAUGUAUGCUGCCGUAAGCUAUUGUGUUCUGAUUUUUGAUAUGUACAUUCUCAUAAUGUUGUGAUUUAAAUGUAGCAUUGCUUGUCUAACUGGAAAUGUACACAAUCUCAAAAAGGCUAGGUUUUAUAUUAUUGUGUAUUUUGUACUUUUUUUUUUUUUUUUAAAUGUCAAAUGUGCAAAAAACAUUUACAUCUCCAAAGGAGAACAAAUUUAAGAUUAUUGUCAGUUUUACUUUUGUUAAAACUUUUUUUUUUGUAAAAACUGCUUUUGUAAUAAAUAUGCAUGUCAAGUGUUUUAAA